This is a messenger RNA of Melanotaenia boesemani (Boeseman's rainbowfish), 3756 nucleotides long. RefSeq names its product sphingosine kinase 1-like. NCBI's taxonomy places the organism in Eukaryota, Metazoa, Chordata, Actinopteri, Atheriniformes, Melanotaeniidae. Gene Ontology annotation, biological process: cellular response to growth factor stimulus; sphingosine biosynthetic process; negative regulation of apoptotic process. Bases 44 to 1741 code for a protein of 565 amino acids. The record is from RefSeq and is a predicted model, not a curated record. Gene Ontology annotation, cellular component: cytoplasm; membrane; intracellular membrane-bounded organelle. The transcript has 5 exons.
CCGCACCACCAUCCGCACCGGCCUCCGGGACUCUCCGUCCGGGAUGGAGAAAGACGCCUCAGAUCCGGAUCCAUCCCGGCAGCGGAACGGGUUUGUGGGCGUCCUGUACGGAGAGUUCACCGACACUCUCAACGACAGGGUCCGGUACUCGGUGAGCUUGACGGAGAGCGCCCUGACCAUCCAAAGGAUCUCCUUAUCACCCGGCCGGACUAAGAUCAUUUUUAACUUGACGGACUGUGUCGGCUGUCGGGCGUACAGAAGUCCGGAUAGCUCAGACGUCGGCGCUUACUUUACAGCUUAUUUUUACCCAUUUAAGAGGCGCUGGAUGAGCACCGGAGUGACCCGGCAGAGAGUGGAGCAGUGCUUUCGGGUCGCGCUGGUCCAGGACCCGCUCGCCAACCUCCAGGAGGCUGAGAGAUGGGCUCAUGCCAUCAGAGAUGCUUCAGUGAUGCAGGCUCCUCGGAGAGACGGUGUGGUGCAUAUGGAGCUGCGAAGGCCUUGCAGGACCAUGAUCCUGGUGAACCCCAACAGCGGACGAGGACAGGCUCUCCAACUCUUUACUUGCCAUAUACAGGGCAUGCUCACUGAGGCCUCCAUUCCCUACACACUUGUCAUCACAGAGCACCAGAACCAUGCGCGGGAGGUGGUGAGGAAAGCUGACCUGUCACAGUGGGAUGCCCUGGUCAUCAUGUCUGGUGAUGGGCUGUUGUUUGAGGUAAUAAAUGGUCUGAUGGAGCGAGAAGAUUGGCAAGAGGCCAUCCAGACCCCUCUGGGUAUCCUACCAGGUGGCUCUGGUAACGCCCUGGCUGCAUCCAUCCACCACUACUCACAGUCGCCACCAGCAUGGAACGAGGAGCUGCUACUGAGCUGUGGCUUCAUGCUGUGCAAAGGUCUGGUUGGUUCGCUGGACCUGGUGUCGAUCCACUUGGCCUCUACACAGCGCCUCUUCUCCUUCCUCUCCCUGGCUUGGGGCUUUGUGGCAGAUGUCGAUAUCGAGAGCGAGAAGUACCGCCACGUGGGAGCUAUCCGCUUCCUGAUGGGUACUCUGGUGCGUCUGGCCACCCUCAGAGUGUAUCAGGGCCGGUUAGCGUAUCUUCCUGUGAAGGAGGCACCAAAACUUCCAAAAGGAAGCAUAAUGGCAAACCAUCCACCCUCCACCCCUCAGUGCCCCUCGCUCUGCUCUUCCCUCCCCUGUCGGCUCAUUCCCAACACUUCGCCAAAGCAAAGCUCUCACCACAAUUGCAUCAGUACGAAUUCAAACCACAACACCAUCACCAACUCCUCCAACAGUACCAUUGACAACAAGAGAUCUGCGACACAGAGAGACACCAAAACAGCAGAUCCUGUGGAUUCUCUGCUUCCUGGCCUGGACCAGCCAGUCCCAGAGAGCUGGACAGUGGUCAAGGAGGAGGAUUUUGUCUUGGUGUUGGCUAUUUACCAGUCCCAUUUGGCUGAGGACCUGUGGACGGUUCCAGGUGCAAUGGCAGACGAUGGGGUGAUUCAUCUGUUUUAUGUGACAGCAGGAAUUUCUCGGCCUGCCCUCCUGCGCCUCUUCCUCGCCAUGGAGAAGGGCGCCCACUUGGCUUGCGGCUGCCCCUACUUAGUGUAUGAGAAAGUGAGGGCUCUGCGGCUGGAGCCCAUCUCUCCCCAAGGCAUGAUCACUGUGGAUGGAGAGGUGGUGGAGUACGGACCAGUGCAAGCUCAAAUCCACCCCGGGCUGGCCAGACUCAUAUAUGGAUGAACUUAUACUACUUUAUCUUUCCACUUUGGCCUUUUAUACUCUUGUCGGUUUCUUUGUGUAUGCUGUGCUUUCAAAAGUGCCAAAGACAUUUAAUCAGCCUCUGGAAAUUCCUUUAUUUUUCUACAUAGACAACUUGUCCUAUUUUUGUGGACCCCCUUUUUCUCAAUGUUAGAUUCAGGGUCAAAGCCAUGGAGGGUGGUUCUUGCUUGUGGCUGGUCCAGGCUUUGAUAAAUGUGGAGGGAUGGUGUGUAUGUGCAUUACAGAGAGAGCUAGAGAGAGAGAUCUUUAUGUAUGUAUGUGUGCACUCGAGUGUGUGUAUGUGUGGGAUCGUGCAUGAGGAGCUUUGGCAGCACGGUAGCAGAGGAGUGUAUUGUGCAUUCUGCUGUCGGAUCUCAUAAGCACGGCACAUGUUAAGUGAGAAGCACAUUUUUCUGUCCUAGGAGGCUCCUGCAGAAAAUACGCCCCUUGCCCCACUGUACUACUCCAGGCUGACAAUCUCCCUGCUGGGCCACCACUCUGACAGCAUCGCCUGACCUUCAGCUUUAAAAAAAAAAAAAAGCUUUCUUGCUGAAGAGAAAUAAAUCCCUAGAGGAUUUAACAUCAACAGAUCUUUACUCUUCGCAUAGUUUUUAGAAAAAAAAAACUCCCAACAAUGUCCAGAUCUAGCCAUGUUCAGCAUUAUCAACCUUUGAACCAUGCUCCUUCACCUCCUUUUUCUCCUUCCUUGCCAACAAGAAACUAGCUGAGGUUACACCUUUACCACAGUCCGAUCCAUGUCCUGUCCUCCUACCCUGCUUUAUUAUCGUUAAACUGUACAAACAGCUUCCACUCACAAGCGAAUAUACUUCCCUUUGCCCUCAUCUCCUCCACACCCCUUUCUUAUGCUCAGAUACACACACACCUACACACACACACACACAUUCCCUUGCAUCUCUGCAGCACUUAGCUAGGGGGAGGGGUACGAUCUGCUUCUGUGCAUAUGAUCCCCACUCCUCUUACCAUCUUAAGAUUGUACUCUCCCUCUCUUCACUGGUUAACCAGCCAUCAGCACCAAAUGUGUCCUUAACAUGAGGCUUUACAUCUGUAUAAGCGUGGUAAAUAGAAAUCCUCUUCCUUUUUUUUCUUUUUUUUUUUUUUUAAAUCAUACGAAAGCUCCUAAGUGGCUUUCAAACACAUAUUAGACUGGUUAAAGCACACUCGAGUGGAUGAAGUGCAGCCAUACUGGGUUCGACAGCAUUGCAUAUUGAGAGGCAUGUGAUCAAUGUGAGUAAGAGGGAGUCAAGUGUUUUGCUCCUCUGUGUUGGCCCCCACGCUUGCUGUGGUGAUGAGCAUUAGUGCGCUGGAGUGGAGGAGAGUGCAAAUGUUAGCAUUAUCAUCAGUGCCCCCUCCACACUUUUGCACACAUAUACGCAGCCUCUCUCUCUCUUUCUCUCUGUCUUUCUCAUACACACCAGUUUACUUCAGGCUGCACCACAACUGUUCAUGCAUGUGUAUGCAGCAGAGGUAUAUCAUCCCAUUUCAGGUUAGCUGCUCUUAAAUGUAAAAAAAGAUCAUACUCUUUAAAUAGUGCUGUUUAUGCUGAAAACAAACUCACCUCUGCCGAAAGUAAAACUAAAAUGUUGACUGGCUAAUGGGCUUCAAAACAGUGCUGGAUGUUCAGCUUUUUUUUUUUUUUUUUAAAGGUUUGUUGACUACAUUGCUGUCAUCCUGAGUGCAACACAAUUUAAUGCAACGAGUGCCCAUCAUUUCCUGCUGCUUUACUGAAGCCCAAGGGGGGGAAACCUCAAGUGACUGGUUUCCACUGGACGCAGCACAAAUAUGCUGUUUUUAUCAUAAUGCAAAUAAAAUCUAUCAGGGACUGUCAAAAAUUAUUAGAGUGUGGUGGCAUGCCAACUGAAAACUCAGUAAAGUACUGUAAACUGUAGUGUGUGAGUGUGCGUGUGCAUCAGAACUGGAUAGAAGAUGAUAAGAUGGCGUCUCAGUCAUUGGAAUGAAAGCUGCUCAGUGGCGCAUAA